Molecule: messenger RNA, 3676 nt
Organism: Gorilla gorilla gorilla (western lowland gorilla)
Lineage: Eukaryota; Metazoa; Chordata; Mammalia; Primates; Hominidae
Gene: GATA3
Product: GATA binding protein 3
Exons: 6
Coding region: 607-1941 (444 amino acids)
Biological process (GO): embryonic organ development; negative regulation of transcription by RNA polymerase II; immune system development
Cellular component (GO): nucleus
Molecular function (GO): zinc ion binding; RNA polymerase II cis-regulatory region sequence-specific DNA binding; DNA-binding transcription factor activity, RNA polymerase II-specific
Source: RefSeq, a predicted model, not a curated record
CCUCCUUAAGUUGCGUCGCGCCACAGCUGUCUGCGAACACUGAGCUGCCUGGCGCCGUCUUGAUACUUUCAGAAAGAAUGCAUUCCCUGUAAAAAAAAAAAAAAAUACUGAGAGAGGGAGAGAGAGAGAGAAGAAGAGAGAGAGACGGAGGGAGAGCGAGACAGAGCGAGCAACGCAAUCUGACCGAGCAGGUCGUACGCCGCCGCCUCCUCCUCCUCUCUGCUCUUCGCUACCCAGGUGACCCGAGGAGGGACUCCGCCUCCGAGCGGCUGAGGACCCCGGUGCAGAGGAGCCUGGCUCGCAGAAUUGCAGAGUCGUCGCCCCUUUUUACAACCUGGUCCCAUUUUAUCCUGCCGUACCCAGUUUUUGGAUUUUUGUCUUCCCCUUCUUCUCUUUGCUAAACGACCCCUCCAAGAUAAUUUUUAAAAAACCUUCUCCUUUGCUCACCUUUGCUUCCCAGCCUUCCCAUCCCCCCACCGAAAGCAAAUCAUUCAACGACCCCCGACCCUCCGACGGCAGGAGCCCCCCGACCUCCCAGGCGGACCGCCCUCCCUCCCCGCGCGCGGGUUCCGGGCCCGGCGAGAGGGCGCGAGCGCAGCCGAGGCCAUGGAGGUGACGGCGGACCAGCCGCGCUGGGUGAGCCACCACCACCCCGCCGUGCUCAACGGGCAGCAUCCGGACACGCACCACCCGGGCCUCAGCCACUCCUACAUGGACGCGGCGCAGUACCCGCUGCCGGAGGAGGUGGAUGUGCUUUUUAACAUCGACGGUCAAGGCAACCACGUCCCGCCCUACUAUGGAAACUCGGUCAGGGCCACGGUGCAGAGGUACCCUCCGACCCACCACGGGAGCCAGGUGUGCCGCCCGCCUCUGCUUCAUGGAUCCCUGCCCUGGCUGGACGGCGGCAAAGCCCUGGGCAGCCACCACACCGCCUCCCCCUGGAAUCUCAGCCCCUUCUCCAAGACGUCCAUCCACCACGGCUCCCCGGGGCCCCUCUCCGUCUACCCCCCGGCCUCGUCCUCCUCCUUGUCGGGGGGCCACGCCAGCCCGCACCUCUUCACCUUCCCGCCCACCCCGCCGAAGGACGUCUCCCCGGACCCAUCGCUGUCCGCCCCAGGCUCGGCCGGCUCGGCCCGGCAGGACGAGAAAGAGUGCCUCAAGUAUCAGGUGCCGCUGCCCGACAGCAUGAAGCUGGAGUCGUCCCACUCCCGUGGCAGCAUGACCGCCCUGGGUGGGGCCUCCUCGUCGGCCCACCACCCCAUCACCACCUACCCGCCCUACGUGCCCGAGUACAGCUCCGGACUCUUCCCGCCCAGCAGCCUGCUGGGCGGCUCCCCCACCGGCUUCGGAUGCAAGUCCAGGCCCAAGGCCCGGUCCAGCACAGAAGGCAGGGAGUGUGUGAACUGUGGGGCAACCUCGACCCCACUGUGGCGGCGAGAUGGCACGGGACACUACCUGUGCAACGCCUGCGGGCUCUACCACAAAAUGAACGGACAGAACCGGCCCCUCAUUAAGCCCAAGCGAAGGCUGUCUGCAGCCAGGAGAGCAGGGACGUCCUGUGCGAACUGUCAGACCACCACAACCACACUCUGGAGGAGGAAUGCCAAUGGGGACCCUGUCUGCAAUGCCUGUGGGCUCUACUACAAGCUUCACAAUAUUAACAGACCCCUGACUAUGAAGAAGGAAGGCAUCCAGACCAGAAACCGAAAAAUGUCUAGCAAAUCCAAAAAGUGCAAAAAAGUGCAUGACUCACUGGAGGACUUCCCCAAGAACAGCUCGUUUAACCCGGCCGCCCUCUCCAGACACAUGUCCUCCCUGAGCCACAUCUCGCCCUUCAGCCACUCCAGCCACAUGCUGACCACGCCCACGCCGAUGCACCCGCCAUCCAGCCUGUCCUUUGGACCGCACCACCCCUCCAGCAUGGUCACCGCCAUGGGUUAGAGCCCUGCUCGAUGCUCACAGGGCCCCCAGCGAGAGUCCCUGCAGUCCCUUUCGACUUGCAUUUUUGCAGGAGCAGUAUCAUGAAGCCUAAACGCGAUGGAUAUAUGUUUUUGAAGGCAGAAAGCAAAAUUAUGUUUGCCACUUUGCAAAGGAGCUCACUGUGGUGUCUGUGUUCCAACCACUGAAUCUGGACCCCAUCUGUGAAUAAGCCAUUCUGACUCAUAUCCCCUAUUUAACAGGGUCUCUAGUGCUGUGAAAAAAAAAAUGCUGAACAUUGCAUAUAACUUAUAUUGUAAGAAAUACUGUACAAUGACUUUAUUGCAUCUGGGUAGCUGUAAGGCAUGAAGGAUGCCAAGAAGUUUAAGGAAUAUGGGAGAAAUAGAGUGUGGAAAUUAAGAAGAAACUAGGUCUGAUAUUCAAAUGGACAAACUGCCAGUUUUGUUUCCUUUCACUGGCCACAGUUGUUUGAUGCAUUAAAAGAAAAAAAAAAAAAGAAAAAAGAGAAAAGAAAAAAAAGAAAAAAGUUGUAGGCGAAUCAUUUGUUCAAAGCUGUUGGCCUCUGCAAAGGAAAUACCAGUUCUGGGCAAUCAGUGUUACCGUUCACCAGUUGCCAUUGAGGGUUUCAGAGAGCCUUUUUCUAGGCCUACAUGCUUUGUGAACAAGUCCCUGUAAUUGUUGUUUGUAUGUAUAAUUCAAAGCACCAAAAUAAGAAAAGAUGUAGAUUUAUUUCAUCAUAUUAUACAGACUGAAUUGUUGUAUAAAUUUAUUUACUGCUAGUCUUAAGAACUGCUUUCUUUCGUUUGUUUGUUUCAAUAUUUUCCUUCUCUCUCAAUUUUUGGUUGAAUAAACUAGAUUACAUUCAGUUGGCCUAAGGUGGUUGUGCUCGGAGGGUUUCUUGUUUCUUUUCCAUUUUGUUUUUGGAUGAUAUUUAUUAAAUAGCUUCUAAGAGUCCGGCGGCAUCUGUCUUGUCCCUAUUCCUGCAGCCUGUGCUGAGGGUAGCAGUGUAUGAGCUACCAGCGUGCAUGUCAGCGACCCUGGCCCGACAGGCCACGUCCUGCAAGCGGCCCGGCUGCCUCUUCACCCUGUCGUGUUCUGUGUUAGUGAUCACUGCCUUUAAUACAGUCUGUUGGAAUAAUAUUAUAAGCAUAAUAAUAAAGUGAAAAUAUUUUAAAACUACAAAAUGACAUCGUAUCCACGUGGUGGCCGAGCUCUUCUAGAAUCUGGUAGCUCUAGCUAAUUUCAGAGAAAGGAGUUAAAAGAAACAACAACCAGACAUGUUAAGUUAUUCACUAGGAACCGAUGCUAACCCCAGAGAGUCAACGUCUAUUUUGGGGGGAACUGGGAAUAUUUGGAGUUCUACAUGCGACCUGGAGGAAUUUAUCCUGGGGCCGGGGUGACAUCUGGGGUCCCCUAGUGAGUGGCAGUGUGUCUUCCUGUUCUCCUCCUGCCCUCGAAGGAGGACUGGGAAGAUUUCCACGCUGAGAUUCCCAGGCGCAAACUGCAGCUGAUGCGUUCCUCGAGGUUCUCUUUGAGAUGGAAACGAGCCGGCUGCUCGUGUUCAUUUCUGUUUUGCUUUUCUACUGUUGAAUGAAUACCACUACAGUGAAGGGAUUAUUGGAAUGUUUUCGAAACACAAAAUAACCAUUUUGUAACUUCUGCUGUAUAGUUUUCUUUUCCUGUGGAUGGAGUGUGUAACUACAGCACACAUUUAAAUGAAAUCUCUGUUAAUUGCCUC